UUCAUCCCGGCGGGCCUCGUCAGCGAGUGGGCUCUUUGCCGUUCCUUCACUGCUUGGCUUGCUCGCCGAACUGAUUGCCAACGCAGCGGCAGUGCCGCCGAGCACGAGCCCGCCGGGAGGUUCCUAUACCCGCCGCUCCGGGGUGCGCUGCCGCCGCCGCUGCCGCCAUAGCGCCGCUCCUCUGAUCUCUCGGUCUAGCGGAGCGGGGAUCCUUUCAUUCGGGCGUGGUUCGGUUUCUUCCAUUGUUGGUCGACGCUAGUUGACACCCAUGACUUCCUGGCGCCCAAUUAAGGCUGAGGGGCAUCAACGUUUUCCUAAAUCAAUGAGUGGCUGGGGUUUUCUGGUGUUAUUGCUACAUGUUCUUUCAUGCCUGGUUAGUGGUGUCCACUCUAGUCGCACAAGCUCUUACGUGCGUACGGAGUUCCCAUCUACGGAUAUACCUUUAGAAAGUGAAUGGUUUGCAAUUCCAAAGGACUACAAUGCUCCACAGCAGGUUCAUAUCACUCAAGGUGACUAUGAUGGAAAGGCAGUUAUAGUAUCUUGGGUCACUGUAGAAGAUCAUGGGUCAAGUGAAGUGUUUUAUGGCAAAAAGGAGAACCAGUAUGAUCAAAAAGCAGAAGGAACAACAACAAAUUAUACGUUUUACGACUACAAAUCUGGAUACAUACACCACUGCCUUGUUGAUGGCCUUGAGUAUAACACUAAAUAUUAUUAUAAGAUUGGAAGUGGAGGUUCAGCUCGAGAAUUUUGGUUCCAGACACCUCCAGCAAUUGAUCCAGAUGCAUCAUACACAUUUGGCAUCAUAGGUGAUCUUGGGCAAACAUUUAAUUCUCUCUCAACUCUUCAACAUUAUGAGAAAACUGGAGGACAAACUGUUUUAUUUGUUGGGGACUUGUCAUAUGCUGAUAGAUAUGAACAUAAUGAUGGCAUUCGUUGGGAUUCUUGGGGCCGACUUGUUGAACGCAGUACUGCAUACCAACCAUGGAUUUGGAAUGCUGGAAACCAUGAAAUAGAAUACAGGCCUGAUCUGGGAGAAACUUCUACAUUUAAGCCAUAUCUGCAUAGGUAUAUGACUCCAUAUUUGGCAUCAAAGAGCAAUUCUCCUAUGUGGUAUGCUGUCAGGCGUGCAUCUGCUCAUAUCAUCGUGUUAUCUAGCUAUUCCCCAUUUGUAAAAUACACUCCUCAAUGGUGGUGGCUGAAGAAUGAAUUCAAGCGAGUGGACAGGGAGAAGACACCUUGGCUUAUAGUUCUCAUGCAUUCUCCCAUGUACAACAGCAAUGAGGCACAUUAUAUGGAGGGUGAGAGUAUGAGGGCUGCUUUUGAGAAAUGGUUUGUGAAGUACAAGGUCGACUUGGUAUUUGCAGGGCAUGUUCAUGCUUAUGAGAGAUCAUAUCGCAUUUCUAAUGUCAACUACAACAUAACAUCGGGAAAUCAAUAUCCAGUGCCAAACAAAUCUGCUCCCGUAUACAUAACAGUUGGUGAUGGAGGUAACCAGGAAGGACUUGCUUCAAGGUUUUAUGAUCCACAACCAGACUACUCUGCAUUCAGAGAGGCUAGUUACGGUCAUUCAAUUUUACAACUGAAAAAUAGGACUCAUGCUGUCUACUGGUGGAAUAGAAAUGAUGAUGGAAAGCAUGUACCAGCAGACACCGUGGUAUUUCACAACCAAUACUGGACAAGCAACACUCGUCGCAGGAGGUUGAAGAAGAAACAUUUCCAUCUUGAGAAACUUGAGGAGUUGAUUUCCCUAUUCUAGAAGUUGAUCUUGCAGAAGCAGCAUGAACUUGUGACACAAUGUCAGAAUAGAACUGCUGCUAGUGUUCGGCGCUUUUCUGAAGCAGCAGUGAUCAACCGGAAAGUCAGGCUAUAUCUGACAUCAUGCCCAAGGAGCCAUGCUGACUCCUGUGGAUCUGAGUGCUGUACUGUAUGAAUAUAAUGAAAAUAGUAAGAGUUAAUCGGUACAGGUGUAACAUUUUACGUACAAUGAACAGUUGUUUCCCCCCUUAGUUGGGUACCAUUGUCGGCAUCUUGCCAUUGGGAAUUUGUGGAUUAAUUCUCUUCCAUUCGCUACCGGAUUA
Messenger RNA from Phragmites australis (common reed), 2078 nucleotides. Its product is annotated as phosphoenolpyruvate phosphatase-like. NCBI's taxonomy places the organism in Eukaryota, Viridiplantae, Streptophyta, Magnoliopsida, Poales, Poaceae. The transcript is spliced from 11 exons. Gene Ontology annotation, molecular function: acid phosphatase activity; metal ion binding. The coding region runs from base 269 to 1756 and encodes 495 amino acids. The record is from RefSeq and is a predicted model, not a curated record.